GCUCGCGUUACGGCAUAUUAGAAAGUUUUGCCGAUUACACGACCUACCGAAGACCUCCACGACUUCUUGCGAGCCCGCGGCAUUGACGAAAAGUCGAGGAGGGCAAUGACGAUCGAACUGUACGCGAUUGAGACGAGAGAGCCGUGCAUCUUCAUCAGGAUGCUCGCUAAUCAUAUUGGCAUUGACGUCAAACUGAAGGCUCUAGAUUACGACAAGCAGGAACACCUGUCUGCCGAGUACGCCAAGAUAAGCCCUUUGCACAAGGUUCCAGCAAUCAACGAUGAUGGCUUUAUUUUGUACGAAAGUUCUGCAAUCUGCUACUACUUGCUCAACAAGUAUGCUCCGACGUCGCCGCUCUACCCGAGGGAGGUCGAGAAGCGCGCUCGUGUGGAUCAGAUCCUGGGUACCGUGUCAAGCUUUGUGCAGCCAGUUGCGUCAUCCUACAUCCGAGGCAGUAUCGUCAAACGCAAAAAGUUGACAGGAGACGAUCUCAGAACAUUCGAGGCAACCGUCCUCUGUCCGUUGGAACAGCUGGUCAGCGAUAAAACGUUCGCUGUCGGUGACACACUCACAGUGGCUGACAUCCGGCUGGUCUCCAUCAUGUCAUGCUUCGUGCCCCUUCCUGUGGUGGACAAGUCUAGGUUCAGCAAGUUGGUUUCCUACUACGAGCGGGUGCAAGCCCUGGUUCCAAGUUUCCACGAGGUGUGCGGCUGGAUGCUCGAGCAGCGCAGCAAGGAGUGGGAAACGUACGAAUAAACUUCAUGGGCCACGAAACAGCUGAAUUGAUUGUGGCACGACUAUGCUGUCAAUCCUUUCAUUUUCGAAAGCUUGCUUUGGCGUCAUUGGAAAAUAAAAACUACA
Messenger RNA from Dermacentor silvarum, 861 nucleotides. RefSeq names its product glutathione S-transferase 1-1-like. Gene Ontology annotation, molecular function: glutathione transferase activity. Bases 106 to 756 code for a protein of 216 amino acids. The transcript has 5 exons. Gene Ontology annotation, biological process: glutathione metabolic process. The record is from RefSeq and is a predicted model, not a curated record. NCBI's taxonomy places the organism in Eukaryota, Metazoa, Arthropoda, Arachnida, Ixodida, Ixodidae.